This is a messenger RNA of Cuscuta epithymum, 2459 nucleotides long. Lineage: Eukaryota; Viridiplantae; Streptophyta; Magnoliopsida; Solanales; Convolvulaceae. The record is from the annotation of a GenBank genome assembly.
CAUAAAAGUCAACAUUAUAAAUUGAAAAGUCUAAUUCCAAAGUUGAACUUUUUGCUCCAAGGGUAGCAUACAGAAAACUACAAAAAUACAUUAAAUGCUCAACUCCAAACUUGUUACUGCAUAAUACCCCACCCCAACCCUACUGCAUAAUGGAUCAACCACUGCUACAGUACUAAUUAAUUAAGAUAGAAUAAACUAAGUACUAGUUACUGAGUAAAUAAAUUAAAAAAGUACUCGAAUUACUGGUUAAGGAGAGAAAGAGUGAAAGGGAAGAGUCAAAUGAUCGAGAAGCGCGGUUAUUGGUGCCGCCAGUCUCGGGUUAUAAGCAAACCCAUGCAACUCAUCCCCGCCGCCUCCGCCGCCGCCAUAGACGGAGGAGCCAUCUGCAUAAGGGACGAAGGGGCAGGGAGGGACCCACACCCACGUCUUCCUUCCGAAAUCGAACAGUAGAGCCUUGUCCGAGCAGUUCUUAAUCGUUAUCAGCACGAAUUCCCCGUGCCCGACGCAGUCGAAUCCCUGCCCGUUCUCCGCCUCCACGAACUGGAGGUACAGCUGCUGGGGCAUCCUCUCGAUCUCCACCCACGUCGCGCCGCAAUCCUGUAGGGCCCACAUCCUCAGGCUCCUCGGCACGUUCAGGUUGCUCUUCUCCACCGCCGCCACCAUGAUCAGCCUCCCCGCCCCGCUCCCGACCAAGCUCGGUGACCGCAGGAACCGCCUCAUGGGUGCUUGGAUCUUGCACCAACUGUUCGACGAAAUGUCGUAACAGAGUACCCCGAAGGGGUUGUAGUUCAUGCAGUAGAAUCUCCCCUCUGAGUAAACCAUCUCGCCUGAUUCAAAGCUGCAUAGUCUCGGCAGAGGAGAUGCUGUCCCCCAUAGGGAGUAGAACCCAUUUGCAUCGAUGUGGAAGCUCUCCGUUGUCAGGUUCUUCACCGCGUAGGGAGAUAUCAAGUCGUCACCCGCCACGGCCAAGUCUAUCGAGGUGUCGGUUAUGUUGAGCCCGAUUGAAGGGAAAAGUCUCGGCCUAAGAGUUGGGGCGAUUGGGAUCAAAGACCCGAGGAGGGGAUUGGAUAAAAGGAUGUUCUUUGAGCCCGCCUCCUCGGAAACCCAACCGAUAAGCCCGCCCGAGGAGGUCGCGGGGGUGAAUCCCGGAGGGAUCAAAGGGAGGGAAAGGCGGUACCAUGUGAGCGUGUGAGGGUCAAAGAGGUAACCUUCCUCAUAUAUUGUCCCCCCAUUGCUGCUGUUGUUAUUGUUGCUACCAUAAAUGUAGCUCUUGACGCUCUUCUUGUGUUUGAAGAAUAUGAACCAGGGACAAUGUGGGGAAACCUGGAGAUACAAUUCAAGAAAGGCUGCAGAGAAGAGAAGGCUAUACCAUCUCUUGCAGACGGUUCGAGCUCGGAAAAAGGCGGGUGGGGGGAGGAAGGCGAUGAUCCUAUCGAUCAGCCUCUGAGGGAGCCUACUCCAGAUCCUACUGUCCAUCCACAUGCUGCCCAUAGAAUUUGUGGCCCCACCGCAGAUGUUCAUUACUGUUGCAUUUGGAAAUCCAUAUGGAAAUGGAAUGCCAAUAGUGGGGUGAUGAUAAAAAGCUUCCAUUAUGGUGCUUCAAUUGGUUUUGGUUUGUUAUGGAAAGUGAGAAGAUUGAGAACUACAAAGGUUUCUACUUUAGAGCUGAAGAGAAUUAAAGGCUAGAAAGAAGCAAGUAGCAAUAGGGGAAUGUUAAGGUUUUGCUAAGGGCUAUGUUAAGGAAAUGGAGGCAAAGAGGGAUAGUUUCACCAAAGAGGAAGGAAAUCCAGGGAAAAAAACAAAGUGAUGAUUUUUGGCAGAGAAAAAGAGGGUUCUAACCUUAUUGCUCUAUGGUUGCAUAGGGUUGCUUCUUUUGAAGAAAGGGACCAUUGCUUAUAUAGGAUGGGUAAUAGGAGGAUGGAAGAAAAAACUUUGAAAGUCUUCCUUUGUGAUGGAUCCAUCUAUCAUUUCAGUGUUUUCAUGUCAAGACCAAGGUCCAAGGAGAGGAUGGGAAGAAAAACAAGCAUCAGGUCAACAUCACCAGAUAGAUACACUCACUACUGAGAGAGUGCUUCCACUCAACACCAGAUUUUCCUUGGCUUUUUUUUCUUAGUUUUUGGUUUCAAAAAAACUUUUUUUUUUAAAAUUUCCUUGGCUGUUUUUCUAAGUGUUGCCAAGGCUAGGGUAUUAAUUGUUUUAUGACUUUAACCAGAUUUGAGUUGCUCUUUCAGGUAGCUUAGAAUGGUGUGGGGAAUAUUAUGGGGCAAGUUUUAGGGUUCUGCAAAAGCUGGAGGCCCUAGGCAGAUCGAAAAAAAAACGGAUUCUUGUAAUCAUUAGUGUCUUUGGUUAAAAAAAAGGGAUUAAUAUAUCAUUCUUGAAAAUCUUUUGUUCUGAAAAACUCUUCUUUUUAACUUCUUUUUAACUUAAAGGCUGCUAUUAUUAUGAAUCAUUUGUUAUUC